Messenger RNA from Paramecium primaurelia, 2676 nucleotides. The record is from the annotation of a GenBank genome assembly. NCBI's taxonomy places the organism in Eukaryota, Ciliophora, Oligohymenophorea, Peniculida, Parameciidae.
AUGAAUGUUAGAAUGAGAUUAAUAAAGGUAUCCAAUUUAUAUUAUUAUAGAUUUUACCAUUAUUAUAUAAAAAAAUAGAUAGUGAUGAUUUAAUUAUCUUAAAUAUGUUUAAUGAAGCAGUAUAAGAUUGUAUUUAAAAUGGAUCUCGUUCUUUUUAAUUUAUGAUUCAGUAAACAAAAGAGGAAUUAUUGAAGCCAAAUGAUGAAAAUAUAUUGAAUAAGAAAGAUUAAGAAAUGAUGGAAAAAGAAGAAAUAAUAUUUAAAUAGGAUUAAAAAUAAAGAUAAUUAUUAUUGGAUUAAGAGAGAGAUGAUUUGGAAAUUAAUAAAAUAGAUUUAAAUGAUUACUUGAAUAAAUACAAAAAAAAAUAUCCAUUAAGUAAAAUUAAGAGUACCAAUUAAAGUUAAACUAAUUUAUUCAAAAAAUAAUAAAUUUAAAAUGGAGUUUCUACCUUAAUAAUUAAGAAAUCAGUUGAUCUUGAUACCAGUAAGAGUCCAUUAAUAGAAAGUUCUUAAAUUAUUAAAAAACCUGUUUUGAAAUCUAAAACUCCUACUGCAAAGAGUAUUUGUGAUAUUAAAAAGUAAUUUAAGCUUCCAAGUAUCAAAAAAUGAAAUAUAUAUAUAUAUUUAAAAUAUAUGAAAUUACAAACAAGUAGUAGUUAAGAAUAUUUAAGUUCUAGACCAUAUGAAACAAAAUAAUCAAAGAAUAUAUUCACUAUUAAUGAUUCUAGAUAUAAACAUAUUAAAAACUUAGAAAAAAAGAACAAAUAGUUAACAAAUAAAUUAGUUGAUCUAUAAACUGAUUUAGAAUAAAUAGAUGAAUUCAAAAUAGCUAUAUCAUUAGAUAGACCUCCUAUGAAAAGUGCAAGAGCUUUAUUUUUUAGCACAAAUGAUGUAAAGAAGGGGAAGUUACAAUUAGAACCUUAAGAACUUAAUGAUGAUUUUCAUCAAAGAAGAAUUGAGAUUAUGAAGGCACAAUUAUUAAAAUAAUAAAGGUAUAUUAAACGACUUACUACUAUUUUACAAACUACCAGAAAAUUCUAUGAAGAUCUUAGAGAAUAUAUGGUAUAUAAUCAAGAAUCAUAUAUUAUAGUAAUAUUUUUCUUCAGUUUUGAGGUAAUCUGCAUAAGGAAAUGAUUACUAUAUAGUUGACCAAAAGGAGACUAUAGUAUCUUAAUAAAUGAUAUAGUCUCCAACUAAUAAGGAAGUAAUAAAUUAAAAUGAAGAAUUAAAACAAUAAAAAAAUUAGAUUUAAAAAAAGGUUUAAUUUACUCUUGAUGAUUCUUUUGAUAAGUAAUAAGCUUAAAGUAAGAUACAGAGAAUCACAAAAGAUAAAGAAUUUAUGGAAGUGGCAGAAAAAUAACAAUAAUAUAUUUCAUUAAAAAAUUUGUUAUAAUAAUUCAAAAGUAAUGAAGAUAGAGAAAAUUUUAUAUCAACAUUCACAUUAGCAUAUUAAAAGAUUAUUGAUUUUGAGAGAGGCAAUCAAGAUUAUAGAAAUCUAUUAGAAGUAUAAUAAUAAGGAAAGAAUCGAAAAGUAUUUUAUAAACAUCCAAUGAGAUCUUUAAUUUAAAGAUAUGGUCAUUUCUUUCCUGUAAAGAGUAUUUAUACAGCAUUUCCUAUGAAAGAUAGAGAAAGAUUAGAUCAUUUUUUAAUAUCAUUAGAAGGGAUGAGUUCACAAAUAUAAAGAGAUUUAUAAAAAGUAGAUGCAUUUUGGUUAUUUAAAUCAAAUCCAUUCUUUUUUAAAUCAAAUGAUUAUCGAUAAUCUAUAGAAUUACCUGUUUAAAUAUUAGAAGAACCAUAAUUAUUUGAUGAAUUUUUAGCAGAACCUGAAAAACAUCGUGUUAUAAAUUUAGAUUAGAUGAUGUUAUCAAAUUUAGAAAAAGAUCUUUUAUAAUUAAUGGAUAAUUUGAUGGAGAUAUAAAAGAAAUUUUAGAAUGAAUGUAAUUAAUUAUCAUUUCUAUAAAAACCUUAAAUAUCUAAGAUUUCUGAUUAAUUAAGAAAAUCAUUAGAAAGUUUAGUUUGUUUAUCAAGUAUGAUUGGAAAUAACAAUUUAUAAACAAUAAAUAAAAUGUAUGUGAUUGGUUAAAAGGAUGCUUAUUUAUAUUCUCAUUAAAUUUUUAGUUAGAAUGAUUUUGAUUCUAAAUAUUAAAUGUUAGAAUUAUUAUUAAGUGAUCUUUGUUCAUUAGUAUAAGUAAAUGAAAUGAUAAUUGUAAAGAAAGCAUUAAUGAUGUUAAAAAGUAUAAAAAAUAUAUAUGAAAUAUAAAAAAUGAUCACAACUAUUCGUGAAUCUGAAAUAGUUCUAUUAAAAUAGAAACUUGAUUUAUUAUUAUAAGACUAUUCAGGUGUAAAUUCAUUUAUAAUAAAUGCAGAAUAGUAAGUAAAAGGAUUUUUCAAUUAAAUAGGUAAUAAAUUUACUUAAGUGAAUAAUGUUUGUAAUGUAUUUUUGGAAAGUGAAAAGAUUAUGGAUUAAUAAAGUAGAAAGUAAUUUGGAUAAAAUUUAAAGAAAUAACUUAAGGAUAUAACUGAUUAUAUUGCAGGUCUUACUUAAAUAGAAAGGAAUGAUAAUUCUAUAAAUAUAAAAUAAUUAUAAUAGGAAUUUGAUAAGAAAGUAAGUACAUUUUAUGUAAGAAGUGAAUAAUUACAAAGAAUGAAUGAAUAGAUAUCUAAGCGUUUACAAUGA